This is a messenger RNA of Dufourea novaeangliae, 849 nucleotides long. RefSeq names its product 40S ribosomal protein S6 (gene RpS6). The coding region runs from base 40 to 795 and encodes 251 amino acids. Lineage: Eukaryota; Metazoa; Arthropoda; Insecta; Hymenoptera; Halictidae. Gene Ontology annotation, biological process: translation. The record is from RefSeq and is a predicted model, not a curated record. Gene Ontology annotation, molecular function: structural constituent of ribosome. Gene Ontology annotation, cellular component: ribosome. The transcript has 5 exons.
UCUGUCCAUGGCUCGUGGCACUGUUUGAUACUUGUCACGAUGAAGCUGAACGUGUCUUUUCCAGCGACAGGAUCUCAGAAAUUGUUCGAGAUUUCUGAUGAACACAAACUUAGAAUAUUUUUUGAAAAGCGCAUGGGCGCUGAAGUUGAAGCUGAUGCUUUAGGUGACGAGUGGAAAGGAUAUGUUGUCCGCAUUUCUGGUGGCAAUGACAAACAAGGAUUUCCUAUGAAGCAAGGUGUCCUGACCAAUGGUCGUGUACGUUUACUGCUCUCAAAGGGACAAUCUUGCUACAGGCCAAGGCGUGAUGGUGAACGUAAACGUAAAUCAGUUCGUGGAUGUAUUGUAGAUGCAAAUUUGUCUGUGCUUGCUCUUGUUAUUGUCAGGAAAGGCGAGAAGGAAAUCCCAGGUUUAACUGACAAACAUGUACCACGUCGAUUAGGACCUAAGAGAGCGAGCAAAAUUCGUAAACUCUUCAACUUGGCUAAACGUGACGAUGUACGUCAGUUCGUUGUAAAACGGCCUAUUCAAAAGGAAGGCAAAAAGGACCGCUUCAAGGCUCCUAAGAUUCAACGUCUUAUCACCCCGCUUACUCUACAGCGUAAACGACAUAGACUAGCUCUGAAGAAGAGGCGAUGCUUAGCUCGCAAGCAGCAAGCAGCUGAAUACGCGAAAUUGUUAGCACAAAGACAAAAGGAAGCGAAAAACAGACGUCAGGAAGAAUUAAAGCGAAGACGCAGCGCUUCUAUGCGAGAAUCUAAAUCAUCCAAUCAGUCGGCACCUACUACGCAGAAGUAAAACGACCGCAGUGUUGUAUUUACAAUUUAAUAAAAAUACUUUCACUUAUUCAAA